Rotaria socialis is the source of this 1002-nucleotide messenger RNA. NCBI's taxonomy places the organism in Eukaryota, Metazoa, Rotifera, Eurotatoria, Philodinida, Philodinidae. The record is from the annotation of a GenBank genome assembly.
AUGAAAACUACAAGAUUAUUAUUAAAUCUUCAUAAUUUAUAUUCGCCACCGAAGACUACGUAUUUGUAUCAAGUGAAUUCUAUUCAAUCACGAUGUUUUCUUCAUACAAGCACACCAUUGAUGGACAAAAAUAUGGCUUGCGUUGAAGAACAUCCUCAUACUCGAGCCGUCGUUCAAGCGAUAAAUCAACAUCAGCAACCAUCAGAUUAUAUGUUGAAUCAUGAGAUUUACACGGAAAAAGAACUUCAUGAUGUCAAAAUAACGCAUAAAAAGUUUGAAUCAUGGCAUGAUCGACUAGCCUAUGCAGCUGUACGAGCAUUACGUUUGGUUUUCGAUGUAUUUACUGGUUAUAUGCAUGUGCCAACACCAUCAGAACGUAAUUCUACAAAGGCGAUUCAACAUACGCAUACAACGAUGACAGAACAGCAAUGGUUGAGACGUUUCAUAUUUCUUGAAUCCGUUGCUGGCGUACCAGGCAUGGUUGGUGGAAUGAGUCGUCAUAUGAAAUCACUUCGUACGAUGCGUCGUGAUUACGGAUGGAUUCAUACGCUUUUGUCCGAAGCAGAAAACGAACGAAUGCAUUUACUUACAUUUUUAGAAUUGCGACAACCAGGAUGGCUCUUCCGUGGAUUCGUUCUUUUGGGUCAAGGUGCAUUUUUCAAUGCUUUCUUUCUAACCUAUGUUAUUUCGCCAAGAAUAUGCCAUCGUUUUGUUGGUUUUCUUGAAGAAGAAGCUGUCAUUACAUACACACGAUGUAUUGAAGAUGUCGAUGCUGGUAGACUACCGGCAUGGUCAAAUCUACCAGCACCACAAAUAGCUAAAACUUAUUGGAGAUUACCAGAAAACUCCAUGAUGAGAGAUGUUCUCUUAGCUGUACGGGCUGAUGAAGCUAAUCAUCGCGAAGUCAAUCAUACAUUAGCUGAUGUCGGACCUAAUGCACCGAAUCCAUUUGUGGUUCAAAAUAAACGACAAACAGAUCGAUCUACUGCAGAGAGACACUGA